ACAUUUCAGGUUGCUCUCUUGGAUGAUGGAAACACUAGUCCUUCCCUUUGUUUUGACCAGUGCGCCCUGCUGUGAGCGCACACUGCGGUCACUACUGCCAAUCAAUUAGCACAGACUUCCUGUCCUGUCGCUCACCUCAUCCGCCAGAUUAAACCCAUUACACCGCACCUACUUGCUGCCCUGCUCAAGGACGACGGCACACACGCUUCAGAACUUUUCUCUUUGAGCGCGGCUAGCAGUUGUUGUCAAUGAGUGUUUGAUGGGUGGAGAUGACGGCCACCAGCAGCACGAGACUGACUCCCAGUCCAAACUUGCUGCAGGUGAACGAGCCAAAGCGCUAUGGCUCAACGUUGUCGCUGGAGGAAAAGUGUGAGCAGUCUUUCUUCCUCUUCUACUACUACAGGAUGGAGGAUGAGGCAGUGCUGGACCGGGGUGCCUCCUUACUCAAGCACAUCUGCGAUGAAGAGGAAGUCGAAGGUCACCAUACCAUUUACAUUGGUGUGCGUGUGCCCAAGAGCUACCGCAGACGGAGGCGCCACCGUCGGAGAACCGGCCACAAGGACAGAAAGGAGAAGUUGACGGAGAACGUCUCUGACAAGUUGGACGCAGACAACAACGAGGAUGCCGGCAACAGCAUCCUCAAACCUCUCAUCUCACCGGCGGCAGAGAGGAUUCGCUUUAUCCUAGGUGAGGAGGAUGACGGCCCUGCACCACCACAGCUCUUCACUGAGCUCGAUGAGUUGUUGUCCGUUGAUGGACAGGAGAUGGAGUGGAAGGAGACGGCCCGGUGGAUCAAGUUUGAGGAGAAGGUGGAGAAAGGUGGCGAACGCUGGAGUAAACCGCACGUGGCCACGCUGUCCUUACACAGUCUGUUUGAACUGAGGACUUGCAUAGAAAAAGGCACCAUCAUGCUGGAGAUGGAGGCGUCCUCCUUGCCUCAGGUUGUUGAGAUGAUCACUGACAACCAGAUUGAAAACGGCCUCCUGAAAGCUGAGCUGAAGGACAAAGUCAUGUACACGUUGCUACGGAAGCAUCGCCACCAAACCAAGAAGUCCAACCUGCGCUCCCUGGCUGACAUUGGCAAGACGGUCUCCAGUGCAAGUAGGCUGUUUUCCAACCAGGACACCGCUCGCAGUCCUCUUGGGAACUCCGUCACUUGCCUGUCAGGUCGCAUCUCAAUGGAGGACCUGCAGAGUCAGACGAGUUCCAGUAUGGACUGGCUCAACAGUCCCACCACGACCCCCCGGAACUUGAACUCCAGCAGCCUCAACGACAUAUCGGACAAGCCGGAGAAAGAGCAGCUGAGGAAUAAGUUCAUGAAGAAGUUGCCCAGAGACGCCGAGGCCUCCAAUGUGCUGGUGGGAGAGGUGGACUUCUUGGACUCGCCUUUUGUGGCUUUUGUUCGUCUGCAGCAAGCUGUGAUGCUGGGGGCCUUAACUGAAGUUCCACUUCCCACAAGAUUUUUGUUUAUCUUGCUCGGACCCAAAGGGAAAGCCAAAUCAUAUCAUGAAAUCGGCAGAGCUAUCGCCACACUGAUGUCUGAUGAGGUCUUCCAUGACAUCGCCUACAAAGCUAAGGACCGCCAGGAUCUGCUGGCUGGAAUUGAUGAGUUUCUGGACGAAGUAAUCGUGCUUCCUCCUGGUGAGUGGGACCCCACCAUCAGGAUUGAGCCCCCAAAAAGCCUCCCUUCGCCUGAUAAGAGGAAAAACAUGUAUGCGGGGGUGGACAUUCAGAUGAAUGGAGACAUGCCUCACGAUGGAGGACACGGAGGAGGACAUGCAGCUGGAGAUGAGCUUAAGAAGACUGGACGGUUCUGUGGCGGUCUGUUACUUGACAUCAAGAGAAAAGCACCUUUCUUUAUCAGCGACUUCACCGAUGCGAUUCACAUUCAAGCCCUGUCGGCCAUUUUGUUCAUUUACCUGGGGACUGUGACAAACGCCAUCACCUUCGGAGGACUGCUGGGGGACGCCACUGAAAACAUGCAGGGGGUGUUGGAGAGUUUUCUGGGCACCGCCAUCGCUGGUGGGGUUUUCUGUUUGUUUGCUGGACAACCUCUCACCAUUCUCAGCAGCACCGGUCCAGUUCUGGUGUUUGAACGGCUUCUUUUCAACUUCAGCAAGGACAAUGAGUUUGACUACCUCGAGUUCCGACUGUGGAUCGGCCUGUGGUCGGCCUUCCUCUGCCUGGUGCUGGUGGCCACGGACGCCAGUUUCCUGGUCCAGUACUUCACCCGCUUCACAGAGGAAGGUUUCUCCUGUCUCAUCAGCUUCAUCUUCAUCUACGACGCCUUCAAGAAGAUGCUCAAGUUGGCCCACCAUUAUCCCAUCAACUCUGGCUUCAGGAUGGACGACGUGACCCAAUACGAAUGCUCCUGCAUGCCUCCCACCAUCCAAGUAAACUCCUCAGACGUCGACGAGCCCCAAGAAAUUUCAGUCUACUACUACAACUACACCGGUCUGCCCGUCAACACCUCGUGGGGGACUCUCUCCCUCAGCGAGUGCUCCAAGUACAAAGGCGAGCUGGUGGGAGAUGCCUGUCACUUCGUCCCGGACAUCACUCUCAUGUCCUUCAUUCUGUUUUUCGGCACCUACACCUGCUCCAUGUGUCUGAAGAAGUUUAAGACCAGCAGGUUCUUCCCCACAACUGUGAGGAAGCUCAUCAGCGACUUUGCCAUCAUUCUGGCCAUCCUGAUCUUUUGUGGAAUUGAUGCUCUAGUCGGGGUGGAUACACCAAAGCUCAUUGUGCCAUCGGAGUUCAAGCCCACCAGCCCUCACCGGGGCUGGUUUGUUCCACCGUUCGGAGGAAACCCCUGGUGGGUUUACCUGGCGUCGGCUCUGCCAGCUCUGCUGGUCACCAUUCUGAUCUUCAUGGACCAACAGAUCACUGCUGUGAUCGUCAACAGGAAGGAGCACAAGCUGAAGAAAGGAGCAGGGUACCACCUGGAUCUGUUCUGGGUGGCUGUCCUGAUGGUGGUCUGCUCUUUCAUGGGCCUACCUUGGUACGUCGCUGCCACCGUCAUCUCCAUCGCUCAUAUCGACAGUUUAAAGAUGGAAACAGAAACAUCGGCUCCUGGAGAGCAACCAAAGUUCCUGGGUGUCAGGGAGCAGCGGGUCACUGGGGUGUGUGUGUUCCUGCUCACGGGUCUGUCUGUCUUCAUGUCCCCCAUUUUAAAGUUCAUCCCAAUGCCGGUUCUGUACGGCGUGUUUUUGUACAUGGGGGUUGCCUCCCUCAACGGUGUGCAGUUCAUGGAUCGUCUGAAGCUGCUGCUGAUGCCGGCCAAACAUCAGCCUGACCUGGUGUACCUGAGGCACGUUCCACUCCGGAAAGUCCACCUCUUCACCUUUCUGCAGGUCCUGUGUCUGGCUUUGCUCUGGAUCCUUAAGUCCACGGUGGCGGCCAUCAUCUUCCCUGUGAUGAUCCUGGCUCUGGUCGCCGUCAGGAAGGGGAUGGACUACAUGUUCUCUCAGCAUGACCUGAGUUUCCUGGACGACGUCAUUCCAGAGAAGGACAAGAAGAAGAAGGAGGAUGAUAAGAAGACGAAGAAGCGGGGGAGUAUAGACAGCGAUGUGGAAGAUUCUGAUUAUCCUUACAUUGACAAUGUUCCCAGCAUUAAAAUUCCUUUGGACAUGAUGGAACAAGAACCCUUUUUAGGUGAUAAGGCAUCAGACAGAGAGAAGUCCCCUGCAUUCCUUGAACGACACACAUCGUGCUGAGCAGCUUCACUACUACCAAGCCAGCUACUUGUCCAGCCCUGAGAUGAGUCCACUGAAGUCUGUGCCUCAGAUUAGAAUAGACAUGGACCCAGACGACGAUAAUUCCUUCUACUGGAGGAGUCGAGGAUCCGAAACGUCAUUGUAGAGAGCUGAACUGCUUCCUUCACGUGACAAACACCAGAGCAAAGGGACGUCUGUUGACUAUUUUCCUUCAUCUCACAUUGAUAAUAACUCUUCUAUGCAACGUUUCACAUAGUCGCUGCAUACGAUCUGUGCAUGGAGCCCCUUCUCUGGUUUUUAUACAAAUAUAUCAUCUCUCUGUUUUUAUAAAAAUCACAACACUACUUCUAAUGAUGAUUUCCUGUAGCAGGAAAAUUGUUUUUUUUCCUCUUUUUUUUAUUAUUAUAUAGCUCUACCUCUUAUCUGUUUUAGACUGGUUUUGAACGAACAUGGGAGCAUUUCUCGCUCCGUUGUCUUGUAGACACAAAUGAUUCCGGAGACUCUCUGUAUUAUAGUCUGUGAUUAAGAUGUUUCUAGAUGUUUUAAGUUAAUUAACAGUAAUAUAUAACAACCUGUAAAAUCAUUUUUAUCAGUCUAAUUUUUGCUUCUUUGUUUUAAUUUAAACUGGCAUUUUUUUAAUUGGAUGUUUUGGGUGGUUUUUUUUGACUGUCUCUUAAUUUUUAUUUUUAUUUUUUGCAAUACAUUUGAUUUUCUUCAGCCAAACUAGCAUCAUAUCAUUUCCUUGCUUUGCUGCACAAACGACCUAACCUAAGUGGCUUAUCAUAGAUCAGUUCCACAGAGAAUUUGUAAUAACCACUGGAUGAGGGAUUAUGGGAUGGGAGUGGGGGGGAAAUAAUCCAUGUCAUCUCUAUGCUGUGAGACAGUUUGGGCCCACCAUGUCAUCUGGAUGUUGGAUUUAUUAAAUAACAAAAAUGGUAAAUAAAAUAUUG
Messenger RNA from Synchiropus splendidus (mandarinfish), 4663 nucleotides. RefSeq names its product solute carrier family 4 member 4a (gene slc4a4a). Gene Ontology annotation, cellular component: basolateral plasma membrane; plasma membrane. The transcript has 26 exons. The record is from RefSeq and is a predicted model, not a curated record. Gene Ontology annotation, molecular function: sodium:bicarbonate symporter activity; solute:inorganic anion antiporter activity; monoatomic anion transmembrane transporter activity. Gene Ontology annotation, biological process: monoatomic anion transport; regulation of intracellular pH; transmembrane transport. NCBI's taxonomy places the organism in Eukaryota, Metazoa, Chordata, Actinopteri, Syngnathiformes, Callionymidae. The coding region runs from base 270 to 3713 and encodes 1147 amino acids.